AUGCAGCCCCACGCCAUCGACGUGACCAGCCCAGAGACGAUCUACCAACGCAUCAAUAAGAGCGCGAAGGAAUCGACUGAGCUGAGCAGCGCCAGCUCGCCAGGCACCAGCUCGCUCAAGCGCUUUGCGUGCCAGUUCGACCCCGGCUCGAAGAAUGGGCGCGUGCUGGUGCUGCUCUUUGACCGCGACGGGGACUCGGAGUUUAAGGAAAUGAGCAGGCUGGACGUGCUGAGGAUGACACGGCAAGCAGCCGUGGAAAAAGAAGAACCGGAUAGUGCUGGUGAGGCUUUUAGCGUCACGACUGCCUCGAUCCGGCGGCUAGGAAGUAUGGGCGCUAAGGGUCGACGCAGCAGCCAAAACGGGAUGUACGGAGAUUCCGGAGGAGCAGAGCUCAAUUACGCUACCGUCUGUGAUGUACAGCGAGUUCAUGCGCGCGAUAUUCGACGAAUGGAGAAUGCAUUUUCCGUGUCGAACGAGCCGUCGAUCAUUAUUCGAAAGCAAGCGAUUCUCAUCAGUGCUGACCCGUUGCGAGCGAUUGUGAUGCGAGAUGUAUGUCUUGUUUACGUGCCUGAUGGUGCAGAUAGCUUGCUAUCCAUUUUGAAGGAGAAAUUUGGUCAAGCUGCCCGAGAGAAUGCGGAGGAUCCGUACGAAUUCAGGGCACUGGAAGCGCUACUUGCAACACUUGCACGGUACUUUCAAGCAGACUACGAGAAGCUUUCUCCUGUUGUGGUCUCGGCACUGGACCGACUCGUGCAAGGAAAUCUCCAGUCACGCGAACUGGAGACGCUGCGCGAGUUCAAAAACACUAUGAACGAAUUUGAGUCACAAGUGGAUGGUGUGCGUCGCGUGCUCAUGGAGUUGCUCGACAACGAAGAGGACCUGCGCUUGUUGUACUUGACGAAGCUAUACGAGGACCCCUCUCUUCUCACGGACUUGUACAGUUUUGACUCGGAGGAAGCUGAAGUUUUGAUUGAAAAUUAUCUUCAGGACAUAUUUUCCACGCGCACACAGGCGGAUCUGAUGCAACACCGCAUCACGAACACCGAGAGUUUGGUGAUGCUGAAGCUCGACUCGAUGCGAAACUACUUGCUUCGAGCAGACCUUGUGUUUUCGCUUGUGACGAUCAGUCUCUCGGCGGGUACGCUGCUUGCAGGAGUCUUUGGCAUGAAUCUUUCAUCAGGGGUCGAGGAAGCUUGGGGAUGGUUUUGGGGAGUCGCUAUAUCUUGCGUAGUAGCUUUUGGGGUCAUCACUAUCACGGGCAUGUUAUACUUUAGGCAAAAAGGGGUACUGCAGCUUUGA
Hyaloperonospora brassicae is the source of this 1299-nucleotide messenger RNA. NCBI's taxonomy places the organism in Eukaryota, Oomycota, Peronosporomycetes, Peronosporales, Peronosporaceae. The record is from the annotation of a GenBank genome assembly.